Messenger RNA from Magallana angulata, 1972 nucleotides. RefSeq names its product feline leukemia virus subgroup C receptor-related protein 2-like. The record is from RefSeq and is a predicted model, not a curated record. Gene Ontology annotation, molecular function: heme binding; heme transmembrane transporter activity. Gene Ontology annotation, cellular component: membrane. The transcript has 11 exons. The coding region runs from base 240 to 1751 and encodes 503 amino acids. Gene Ontology annotation, biological process: transmembrane transport; heme export. NCBI's taxonomy places the organism in Eukaryota, Metazoa, Mollusca, Bivalvia, Ostreida, Ostreidae.
UCAAAUAUUAAGGAAACCGACCUUAAAUGUUUCUGAAGAGCCGUUGGGUAUUACCUACUACUGUGGAGCAAUCAGUUUCAGUAUGGUGUCCGGUAUAUCGUGAGAUACCAAACUUAAUUGGGGGUCUAUAUGGUACAUCUGGAGAAAUGUUUCUAAAAUUCGUUCAGGAAGGCUAAGCUGAGGACAGCGGCUCUGUGCUAGCUUGGGGGAAUAGAAUAUUGUCUUUGAGCUGCAUCGGAAUGGCUACAUUAACUGUCAGCUCUCGCAGUUUAACUGUGUCUGCCGACGAUAAAAAUACGCAAAAUGAACCAAUUUUGGAUAAUGAAAUGGAACUCGAAGCGGAGGAAAACCACCCUUCAGACGAACAUUCCUCAACAACACAUGUGUAUAAGAGGCGAUGGAUCAUUAUUUUGUUAUACUGCCUCUACGCCAUGACAAAUUCGUAUCAAUGGAUUCAUCUCAAUAUCAUAGGAAACAUCGUCAUAAAGUAUUACAGAGAAAGUCUCCCGGACGAUAAAUUCCAGAGAGAGACAACGCUGGAUUGGUUGUCCAUGAUUUAUAUGAUAGUGUAUAUUCCGCUAGUGUUUCCAGGAACCUUCUUGUUGAAGAAAAAGGGAGUUAGGGUUUGUCUCGUGGCAGGUGCUUUCCUAAAUGCUCUGGGAGCGUGGUUAAAAGUCGCCUGUGUUUCUCCGGACCGAUUUCCGGUUCUAAUGUUCGCACAGACCGUUUGUGCAGUGGCACAAAUAUUUACUCUUGGACUUCCCGCUAAAAUCGCAGCGGUUUGGUUUGGGCCAAAUGAGGUUUCAACGGCUACGUCAAUAGGGAUAUUUGGAUUCCAGAUAGGCGUGGCAAUAGGAUUCUUGGUUCCACCAAUUGUUGUCCCAAACAGCGAAUCUCUUGAUGAUAUUGGCAGUCACCUCAAUAUCAUGUUUUAUGCAGGGGCUGGCUUUAUGACAUUCCUUUUCAUUCUUGUUGUUAUAAUAUUUAAAGAGAGACCACCCAAACCCCCAAGUCGUGCCCAGAUGUUAGCUACACAGAGGGUACAAGAGGAGCACUAUGGGAAAACACUCCGGAAUCUCUUCAAAAAUGUCGGGUUCGAUCUUCUUGUGGUAACAUUUGGUGUAAACACAGGGUGUUAUUAUGCUAUUUCUACCUUGCUGAAUCCAAUCGUCUUGGAAACUUUUCCCGGUCAUGAAAAAACUGCAGGACAAAUCGGUUUAACGAUUGUAUUGGCAGGAGUUGCUGGAUCCGUCGUCGCAGGAAUUUGGCUUGACAGAACCAGGACUUACAAAGGCACAACUCUUGGAAUUUACCUGUUCUCUUUGGCUGGAAUGUUGAUCUUCACUUUCACCCUAAGGCUUGAACUAAUAUGGGUUGUAUUCCUGUGUGCGGGAAUAUUUGGGUUCUUUAUGACUGGAUAUUUGCCCGUUUGUUUUGAAUUCGGCGCUGAAAUAACUUAUCCGGAAUCCGAAGGAAUAUCAUCUGCUUUACUUAAUGAGUCCGCAGAACUUUUUGGGAUCAUCUUUACCAUUGGAUGUCGAGCCAUGAUGAAUAAAGUUGGAACGUUUGGUUUGAAUCUUCUGAUAUCCGGCGCUCUCUUUUUAGGAUCAAUAUGUACAGGAUUUAUUAAAGCUGACUACAGACGGCAAAAUGCUGAAAAGAAGAUAUUACGACAGUUGGAUGAUGCCAUAGAAAUAAACGUGACAAAUACAGUGUCUGAGAAGACCCGGAUGACAGAAACAACUGAUUGAAACACAGCUAGAACAUCAGAUUUUUAUAAAGAAGUCGUACAUGUCAUAAACUUUCGCAUUCAAGGACGUGUGUACAUGUUCAGAAGUGAAACUUAAAACACCAUUCAAGUUUGCUUUUCUUUUUCAUUUUUGAAAUUAAAUGAUGUUGCUGUUUAAAGUGUUUUGAGACAUCUUCAUAUUGUGAGUUAAUUCCUAUCGGGAAAAAACACAACAAAAUCAAG